AUGAAGGUUGUUGCUACAUUAUUUUUGAUCGCUACCGUCUUAUUCGGUAUUACUAUCGCCUCUUUAAAUAUUCCAAUCAUUGGUUGGUCUUCGAACAAAGUUUUCAUAAAGAAUGAAAUUUUAGAAUCAUACAGUGCUGAUCAAUUCAAGGAAUUAUUGGUAUCACUCAUUAAGGGUUCAGAAUCAGAUGUCAUCUCUGCUUCCAAGCCAGAGAUCAUCACUAUUUUCGUUCAACAACAACUCCGUACAGAUGAACUCUCAACUAUUUUCGAUAGCUACAACGAGAAGCCACAAAGCGACUUGCAAUCAAUGAAGGACAGUAUCGAGGGUGCUGCUUCAUCUAUCUUUAUCCCAUACACCACCACCUCUGGUUCAUUCGUUUCAUCUGUUCUCAAGUCAAUCAGCAACUCAAUCGAAGGUUCAUUGGUUGUUGCCUCCGACUCUGAAUUCACCGUCGAAGGUGACCGAGCACAUCACCUUGAAACAAAUCCAAUCCAUCAAGAAUAUGAUUUCCAACAAGAAAAUGAAUGUGUCAAUGCUGUUAACAACGUUUUGAAGGGUGUAGAAUCAGUAUCUUUCUUCACUGGUGAGAAUGCCACACCACUCGAAUUCCCAAUGCAAUUCCAAGACUUCCAAGAGCCAGUCUACCACUUCUCGAUGUUCCAAGAUACACCAAACGCCAGCAACACCACCGAUAACUCUACUGGAAACGGAACUAGUGACUACUUUAAUUAUUUCCCAGGUCCAAUCAUUGAGGCCUACCUUGUAGUUUUCAUUUUGUUGGUCAUUUUCUUCAUGGGUCUCUGCUGCAUUCUCGACUUGCAAGUCCCAGACAGAUACGAAGCACCAAAACAAAAGAUCCUAUAA
Heterostelium album PN500 is the source of this 867-nucleotide messenger RNA. RefSeq names its product Ac45/VOA1 transmembrane domain-containing protein. Gene Ontology annotation, cellular component: proton-transporting V-type ATPase complex. The record is from RefSeq and is a predicted model, not a curated record. The coding region runs from base 1 to 867 and encodes 288 amino acids. The transcript is spliced from 4 exons. Lineage: Eukaryota; Evosea; Eumycetozoa; Acytosteliales; Acytosteliaceae.